This is a messenger RNA of Chlamydomonas reinhardtii, 3406 nucleotides long. RefSeq lists its product as uncharacterized. Gene Ontology annotation, biological process: peptidyl-proline hydroxylation to 4-hydroxy-L-proline. Gene Ontology annotation, cellular component: endoplasmic reticulum. Bases 294 to 3101 code for a protein of 935 amino acids. The record is from RefSeq and is a predicted model, not a curated record. NCBI's taxonomy places the organism in Eukaryota, Viridiplantae, Chlorophyta, Chlorophyceae, Chlamydomonadales, Chlamydomonadaceae. Gene Ontology annotation, molecular function: procollagen-proline 4-dioxygenase activity; L-ascorbic acid binding; iron ion binding. The transcript is spliced from 10 exons.
CACGUUGGGCCAAGCGAACACAUAUAAUGCAACCUGCAAUGAAAGAUACGCGUGACAAACUCGGCUUCAAGUUUGGCGCAACCUGCCUCCCAAGCUGCCCCGCGGGUCAAGCCGCAUCAGCAGCCCUGAGCCUCCCGCCCCUCCCUUCCGGCUCAUUUUGCUGGCGACUCGCCGCACAGGGGCGCUGUUUGAUUAGCUGCUUAGAGCGCGUUCCGUAGCUUGAGCUUUCACAGGUCGUAAGCCGCGUCCUCGCCUGCUCAGUCAUAACAUCUCCGCCCAAGUCUGCAGCUGCCAUGGGCAACCAGCAGAGCACGCUGCUGGACGAGCACCUCCGCUGCAGCAGCAGCGGCAGGGGCGCGGGCGAAGCAGGCGGCGGCAGCGGUCUGGAUUUCCUGGCGGGCUUCAAUCUGAACGGCCUAAAUCAGAUGCUCGGUGGCAUCCCCAGCCAGCAGCCUCUGCACCAGCAGCAACACAAGGGCCGUGGCGGAGGCGGCGACGGCGUCGCCGUCGGACCGGCGGACCUGCCUCCUGCGACCCCAGCGACCACCUCUGCCGCGCAGCCCUCCGGACCCGCCGGCUCCGCCUGGAGCUUCCUGGCCCCCGCCGCCGCAGCCGUGUUCAACAGCAUCGCACACACGCCCGAAGGCUGGGGCGAGAGCGGCACGGGCACGAGUGCCGGCGCCACCCCCGUAUGGUCGUCACCUCCCUCAUGCUCUUCCCCCGCAACCGUCGCAGCGUCGGCUGCGGCUGCCGCCGCCGCAGCUGCUGACAAGGAGGCGGCGGCGCUGGCGGCGGCGGCCCUGGCGGCCAUGCCGGCGCGCUCGCUGGCGCAGCCGGCCUUUGAGCUGCCGCCGCCGAACCGAAUGGCGGCGCAGCUGAAAGGUUACGGAGUGGAUCCAACCGCCGACCUCAGCCUCACGUCACUCAUGUGGCGGGCGGCAGCGGCGGCUGCAUCUGACGGAGGCGGCGGCCGCGCGGGCGCGGGAGAGGAGCAGGAGGGGGCGGUGGAGGGGGCGGAGGGCACGGAGUGGGAACUUGGCAGUGGUUUGGAGGGGCUCGAGGCGGUGGGGUACGGCGAGGUGGACGUGGCGCCAGCGGGGCCGCAGCCGGUGGUGGCUGGAGUCUGUCUGGGGCCGCCGUUGCUGACAGACGAGGAGGCUGGUGCCGCCGGCGGUGGGGAGCUCACCACCUCCUCCUGCCCGCAGCAGCAGGGGCAGCAGCAAGGGCCGGUCGCGUCAGGGGUACUGCAGGGCGCGGCGCAGCCGCCGCUGGUGCUGGGCUGUGUAACGCUGGUGGAGACGGGGCCGGGCCAGGGCGUGGGGUCAGCAGGCUGCGCCACGCGGGCUGAGUGGGACAUCCCGUUGCGCCACUGCGGCGCGUUCACACCCGACCCAGCCGCCGCCGCCGCCACCGCGUCCGCCACCCCCGGCCGCACCGCCAGUGAGCCGUGCGGCUGCAACGUGCGCGUGGUGUCACCCACCUUCAGCGUGCCGGCAGGCGGCGGUGGCAGUGGUGGGGCUGGCGGCGGCGGCGGCGGCGGGUCAGCAAUGUCCAACUGGCGGCUGUGCUGGUCGCUGUUCGACCACGACUCCAGCCGCGUGUCCCUGUACCUGCUGCACACGCCCGCGCCUGCCGCCGCGCCUGCUGGCGCGCCUGCCGCCGCGCCUGCGGGCGCCGCCACUGCUGCCGCGCCUGGUGCUGCUGCUCCCACUCCGAGCACUACAGCUGCUGCUGCUGCUGCUGCUGCUGCUGCGCCGCCCGCGCCGUCCCCAGUGGGCGACCGUGGCGCGGCGGCGUCACAGCCGUUAUUGGGCGCGGGGGCCAGCCGUGGCCGGGACCUGAAUGGGGGCCAGCAGCCUCAGCCGGUGGCCGAGACGUCGGUGGGGGCCGCUGCUGCGGCCGCGCCGGGUCCGGAGGGGGACUGGUGGCUGACGUGGCGGCUGGAGGCGGCGGGCCUGCUCGACACAGGGGAGCCGGCGGUGCGCGUGGCGGUGCCGGGCGAGCUGUCGCACCUGUUCCGGCCUGGCGGCCGCGGCUGGGGCGUGCAGGCGCUGCUGUCCGCCGCCGAGCUGGACGUGCUGCUGGCGUGCGCCACCCUGCGAGUGACCGCCACACUGGUGCACCCGCCCAUGCCGGCGGAGGUGGUGCUGCGGACCGGCGCCGCCACCGGCAGUGCUGCCGCCGCCCCUGCCACUGGCACUGGCACUGCUACUGGGGGCGGCAUGGCUGGCGGCGUGGAGUCGGCGGUGGCGGCGGCGGCAGCGCAGAGUCAGCAGCAGCAGCAGCAGCAACAGCGGCGGCAGCAGCAGCUGGCCCGGCUGAGGGCGGCUCACACGGCGGCGGCUGCCGCGGCGGCGGCUGCUACUGCGCUGCCUCGGCCUCGCGCACUGCGUGACACGCUCAAGUUUGACGUGAUGCUGGCCAGCCUGAGUCCGCGUGUGUUGGUCGUGGACGGCUUCCUGCCGCCGGGGCUGUGCGACGCGCUGUGCGCCGUGGCGGCGCCGCGACUCAUACGCAGCCGCGUGUCCACGGGCGCUGAGACGCCCAGCCGCGUUAGCCAGUCCACCUUCUUCACGGGCGACAGCGCGCGGCUGCCGGAGGUGGUGGCGGUGGAGGCGCGGCUGCAGGCGCUCAUGGAGCGGCCCGAGGUCACCGCGGGGGGGCGGCCCACGCUGGUCAAGAGCGAGGCGCUGCAGGUGGUGUCGUACGACGUGGGCGGCUUCUACUCGGAGCACUACGACAACAAGACCGGUGGCGUCAUCAGCCGCGCCGCCACCAUCAUCAUCUACCUGCAGGACACACAGGCCGGCGGCAGCACCCACUUCCCCAAGUCCACCGGCCUGCCGGCGCUGCGCUGCCUGCCGCCCGCACGCCACUGCCUGGCCGCGCUGCCGCACUGCAGCCAGCAGCUGCGGCUCAUGCGCGUGGCGCGGCCCGGACUGCGCGUCUACCCCGCGAAGGGCCGAGCGCUCAUCUUCUGGUCGCGGCUGCCCGACGGCAGUGAGGACCUGGCCAGCCUGCACUCGGCCGAGCCGGUGCGCGCCGGCAGCAAGUGGAUCUGCACACGCUGGUUCAAGGAGCUGGCGGCGGCGGAGCCGUAGGGGGCGGUCUGCAGGGGCUCCAUGGUUGCCGGCGGCGCAGCUGCUGUGCUCAAGCAAGCGCCCCCCACGGCGCUGCCGAGAGCUGCAGCGCGCCGCAAGACAUGUGAGAGCUGUGUGGCAGCUGGUGCGUGCAGCUGGCCGCGGUCUGAAGUGCUGUGCUGUGUAUAUGUGUGGCCGGGCAGCCGCCAGCUCGCCCCCCAUGUAGACAGACAUGUAGAGGGCCGGCGAGCUGGCGGCGUCCCCCGUGUGUUGCCGCCCUGUAGCUGAACUGGCGGUGAGUGCCCAAGUUGUAAAACGCCGUGCCG